Molecule: messenger RNA, 1029 nt
Organism: Cryptosporidium ubiquitum
Lineage: Eukaryota; Apicomplexa; Conoidasida; Eucoccidiorida; Cryptosporidiidae
Product: TBC domain-containing protein
Exons: 1
Coding region: 1-1029 (342 amino acids)
Source: RefSeq, a predicted model, not a curated record
AUGAUUGGAUCUAUUGAGUUUUGGAACAAGGAGGCGAAAGCCCCUUUAUUGAAACGAAAUGCGGGUAUGUUUUCCAAUAAAUUAAAGGAAAUGGCUCCACAUUUGAAAAGGGCAGAAAGUUGGCUAGAUAUUGCUCUAAAUCCAAACAAUGAGAUAAAACAAAUGAACGAAAGUAACAACGAAAUUAACUGCGAUAAUGAAUACUUAAUUAAACUUGAUCAGAAUAUAAAAAUUAAUCUUGUUGACCAUACGGAUAAUCCAGAAAUUGAUCGAAUUUUCAAAUUAGAUGCAGAGAGAACUUUCUCGGACGAAGAAAAUAGAACUAAGAUGAUUAGUGUUUUGAGUACAAUCUAUCAGGAAAUUAAGGAUUAUCACCAAGGAUUGGGGUUUGUUGUUGCAUUUUUUUUAUUGCAGCUAACACCUGAAGAUACAGUUCGUUUAGCAUUGUCAUUAAAUAGAUAUUAUUUACCUGGUUAUUUUAAAACUGCACCAUUCAAUUAUGUUAGAGAUGCUAAGGUUUUUGAAAAGCUGUUAGCGAAAAGAUACCCUGAUGCAGCGAAGAAAAUUGAGGAUUCAGCAUGCGCAGAAGCGUUUUGCUCCAAGUGGUUUGUUGGAUUAAAUGUGCAUGUACUACCAUUUCCAUCACUAUGCAAAUUUUUCGAAAUAUUGUUCGAAAAGGGAAAUUUAUUUUUAUUUCAAUUUGGCUUAUCUAUUGUUGAUGUAUGCAGAGAGGAUAUUUUGAAUGCGAAAGAUGCCUCUCAAGUUCUUGCCAUUUUACGGUUAGAUGAGAAAGUUUAUCAUGAUUUGUUGGAGCAUAAAAAUUUCUUAGGUAAAGAAGAGGAAAAACCAGGAAGUUUUUUCCUAUAUUUAGUGGACAAUGCCCUUGAUAUACAAAUUACUCAAGAUGAAAUUAAUGAUUUGAGAGGAGUUGUACUCGAAGAAAUGAGACAACAAGAGGAAAAGAGAAAGCAAAUUGAGUCACAGAUGGAUUUCGAUGACGACGAAAUCGUUUUUUCUGAUGAAGAUUAG